AUGGUAGAUGAAGAUGAUAGAUACACAGAUGAUUCCGUUGAAUCAGAAACUGACAGCGACGACUGUAUUGUUACAAGUCCAAUAUCCAAGAAUAUUAUACAGGCAACUGAAAAAAUCCGGAUUGAAAUUAUAUCGCUUGGUCUUUUUGAGUCACGAAUUGUAGAAGAUGAAACAAUACAACAACUAUUUGUAGAAUGCAGGUUUUACAAUUUCACUGCACACGAGACCCCAGUGUCACUUCCAAAACCACCAAGUGGACAGAGGGUUCACUAUAACUAUAGCAGUGUGAUACGUGUGGAUAAGGCAAAUAAUCUCGCAAGAAGAGAGUAUCUCAAGUCUAUACUUCAAAAGCCAGAUCUAGAAACUGACAGCCUACUAUUUACAGUGGUUAGUGAUCCCCCAGAAGAUAAACAGGAUCUUGAAUGUGAAGAUAUUGGUUUUGCUUAUGUCAGUUUGAGAGAGAUAUUUCAGAAAGGAAGGGAUGUCAUUGAGGAAGAUAUUUCUGUUUUUGAUUCGCAAGAUGAUAGUGCAAUAAUUGGUAAGCUUAGAGUAACAGUGGAAGCCCUCCAUGCACUGCGUUCAGUCUACGAGGAAUGCAAAGAUGACUAGGAGGCAUGAAAGGGAAGUUUGCCUACAGAAGUUUCUUCUGUAAAUACAUACUUGAUAGUGCUUCAAAGAUGAGAUCUUCAUAAUUCUUAGAAUAUAUUUAAUGUAUAAUUUAUAUAAAAAGGACUCUUAAUUUAUAAUAAUAAAGUUUUGUAAACUUUUCGGUCUGUUUGUUUUUAUAUUUCCCCCCUAAGGCUGAGUAUCUCCCCACAGUGGACAGCGCCUUGUGAAUAAUUAAUACCUACAUGAUUGAAUGAUGUGCUUUAUUUGCAUUUUCAACAUUUUUUCCUACAUAAAACAGUAAUAAAAAUGCAAGUCAAAUUUUUAAUUUUUAAUAAAAAAAACCAUAAGCCUUAGAAAACUGAUUAAAAAUACUUUUAUGUUAUCCCUAAUCACCCCACUAAAUGGAAUGCCUGUGAUUAGCCUCAUUAAGAAUUUUAUACUGUGAAGAUUUUAUUAAAAGCAAUAUAUGAAAAUUACUUGGAUUAAUGUGUUAAUCUGCCUCUUUAAAAUGCUAAUAUCCAUUUUAUGC
This is a messenger RNA of Meleagris gallopavo (turkey), 1138 nucleotides long. The record is from RefSeq and is a predicted model, not a curated record. NCBI's taxonomy places the organism in Eukaryota, Metazoa, Chordata, Aves, Galliformes, Phasianidae.